UUCUUCUGUAGAUGCAAGUUCUUUAGUUUCUCUCUCUCUCUCUCUGAUAGAAUCGUCUAAUUUCAAUGAAAGAAACAUUACCUGAAAAUCUUCGUUGCAAUAGAAGUGAUGGUAAACAAUGGAGAUGCGGAAGAAGAGUAUUGGAUGGUAUUAAGUUCUGUGAAUUCCAUCAUCUCCAAUCUCGGCACCGUCAGUACAAACAAAAAGUUCCAGAUUCUAUUAAAUAUCUAAGACAAUCCGGAAAGAAAUUAGAUUCUUUGGUUACUUUAGAUCAAGAUUCUAGUAAGUUUCUCAAAUCUAUUAAGAAGAUUAAAACCCGGCAAGUUGAAUUUUCUCAAGAUGAUGUUUUUAAGAAAUUGAAAUUGAAUAAAGGGGAUUCAUUACAAUGGGAGUUGAUUAAAGUGUUUAUACAGAGACAAAUUGAAAGAAAGAAGGAAUGUGUAAGUGAUUAUAUGGAUGAAAGGGAGUUAAUGAGGGAUUUGCCUAAUGGAUUAAUGGCGAUUUCUCCUGUUCCUGAUGUGAAUUUUGACAAUGCUGCUUCUUUUUGUGAUAGAAAACUAGGUUUAGAUACUGGGGUUUUUGUUAGACGUUCUAUUCGGUCUAAGAAUAUAGAGCCUCUCCCAAUUAGUACUCUUCAGGUUGUUCCUUACGGAAGAGAUCUUGUUGAAUUGGAGAAGGGUUUAAGGAGGGUUUGCCAUAGAUGUAGAAAAAGUAAUGGAAUGAGUAUUAUACGGUGUAUAAAUUGCCGAAAAGAAUGUUUUUGCAUGAACUGCAUUGAGAAAUGGUAUCACAUUGUGCCCCAAGAAGUUAAGAUGUCAUGCCCAGUAUGCCGUGGCUCUUGCAACUGCAAGACAUGUUUGAGUAUUCUAGCUGAAGAUGGUGAAUUUAAGGACUUUAUGAGAGAUCAGAAUAAGGUUAGCAAAAUCCUACAGUUCCAUUAUGUGGUCUGUCUGCUGCUUCCAGUAUUGAAAAAAAUCAAUAAGGAACAAAGGUUUGAACUGGAAGUGGAAGCAAAAGUAAGAGGAAAGUCUUCAUCUGAAAUUUCUAUUCAACAAGUAGAAUGCAGCUAUGACGAGCAACUCUUCUGUAAUAAUUGCAAAACUUCUAUUGUAGAUUUUCAUAGAAGCUGCUCAAAUUGUUCAUACGACCUUUGCCUUAGUUGUUGUCAGGAGCUCCGUUGUGGAAACUUACCUGGAGGUAAUGAAAAAGCCAUCUUUGCUUACCUCGAUAAAGGGAAAAGUUACAUGCAUGGUGGGAAACCUAUCACGAUUAAGCAGAGAAGCUCAUCUAAACGGAAACGUAUGCGUGGGUCAUCAUCUUUUCUGAAGGCGUUGCCUGUCUGGAAAGCUAAUGAUCUCGAUCAUAGUAUUUCUUGCCCACCUAAGGAGUUGGGUGGUUGUGGUGGUUACAUAUUGGAUUUGAGAUGCGUAUUUCCAUCAAAUUGGACUGAAGAGUUAGAAAAAAACGCUGAAGAAAUAGCUUGCACCUAUGACUUUCCGGAUAGUUUGUAUUCUUCCUCUCACUGUUCCUUAUGCAUUAGCCCGUGUGGCACAACUCAAGGAUUUGAUACUAAUGUACAAAAGGCAGCAACCAGGGAAGAUUCGGAAGACAAUUUCCUGUAUUAUCCACCUGGACGGGAUAUUAAAGAUGGCAUUGAACAUUUCCAGAAGCAUUUGGGAAGAGGUCAGCCUGUAAUAGUUCGAGACGUUCUUCAGAACACCUCGGAUUUGAGCUGGGAUCCACUAAACAUGUUCAAGGACUUUCUUGAUGUGGACAUACCUGAAAAUGAUCAGAAUGUAGUGACAGCUAUAGAUUGCAUGGAUUGGUGUGAGGUAGAAAUUGGAAUUCAACAAUUCUUCAUCGGGUAUCUAGAAGGGAGGAUGCAUUUAAAUUUGUGGCCCGAGAUGCUUAAAGUGAAGGAAUGGCCUUCUCCAGAAAUGUUACGAAAACUGUUCCCUGAUCAUAAUGAUCAGUUUAUCCAUGCUCUACCUUUUCAAGAAUAUACGAAUCCUAACUCUGGUCUUCUAAAUCUUGCUGUGAAGUUACCAAAGGAAUUAUCAAAGCCUGACCUUGGUCCACAUGUAUAUAUUUCAUAUGGGAUGGCUGAGGAACUUGGGCGUGGUGAUUCUGUUACAAAGCUGCGUUGUGAUUUAUCUGAUAUGGUAAAUGUUCUGACACACAUUACAGAGGUUGCGACUUCUUUGGAACAACAUGGUAAGAUACAAAAGCUAAAGAAAAAGCAUGAAGAUCAAAACCGAAGGGAGUCUCACUUGUUUAAGAAGUUAGUGAAUAAAGUGAAGAGCGAACCAGAUUUGGGGAUAGAGAACGUUGAGAAAGCCAACAAUAGUAAAAAACAGGAUGUUAUUGGACAGGUGCAAUUUCCAAAUGCAGUUGCCCGGGUUUCUUGCGUUCCAACAACUAGAGCUGACGAGGGUGGUUUUCUUGUGAAAGAUGAAUUGGUGUCUGAUGCUGAAGAGAAUAUAGAAAUCUGCAACGUAUUCAGAAAAUGUCCAGUUUCGAAUUCCCUUGGCGCCCAGUGGGAUGUUUUCCGAAGAGAAGAUGUACCAAAGCUGCAGGAGUACCUCAGACUACAUUCCAAGGAGUUCAGGCACAUAUAUUGUUCUCCCAUUGAACAUGUCGCUCAUCCAAUAUUUGAUGAAUGUUUUUUUCUUGAUUCAAUUCACAAGAAGAAGCUUAAGGAGGAGUACGAAAUUGAACCUUGGACUUUCUAUCAGAACCUUGGCGAGGCCAUCAUUGUUCCAGCUGGAUGUCCAUAUCAAAUAAGAUAUCUUAAGCGUUGCAUAAACGUGCAAAUGGAUUUUGUGUCUCCUGAAAAUGUUAGCAAGAGCAUCCAGUUAGUUGAAGAACUUCGGCUACUUCCAAAGGACCAUAAAGCCAAACAAGAUAGGCUAGAAGUGAAGAAAAUGAGUCUCUAUGGUAUUAAUGCAGCAAUCAAAGAAAUCCGUGAACUCAUAUCAUCAGCAAUGAAGAAUAGGUGAUGAACAAGUGCUGUCUCUCUGGAGUCUCCCUAUGAAUACUUGAUCAUGUACACUAGUGUUGCUGGAUAUCCUCAUGGCCGUUUAUACGGCCUUUUAGAUUUUUGCUCUCCCUAGCACGCAUGGCAUUCAUAAUUUGUUUUUUGUUUUUGUUGUUGCUUAGGUUACAUAGUUUAUGCGUGUGCAGGUCAGCAUAGUCAUGUAUUAUACGUAGCCUAGUCGUCUUUGUUCGUUGGUAGUUGUUUUUGUACAUAUGACUCUGCAUACUUUUGUGUCUUUGCUACUCGAAAUUUUUUGAGUGGAAAUAAGAUUUUUGUUGCAUCAGCCUCAGAG
Messenger RNA from Papaver somniferum (opium poppy), 3329 nucleotides. RefSeq names its product lysine-specific demethylase JMJ25-like. Lineage: Eukaryota; Viridiplantae; Streptophyta; Magnoliopsida; Ranunculales; Papaveraceae. Gene Ontology annotation, biological process: regulation of transcription by RNA polymerase II. Gene Ontology annotation, molecular function: transcription coregulator activity; chromatin DNA binding; histone H3K9 demethylase activity. The transcript has 11 exons. The record is from RefSeq and is a predicted model, not a curated record. Gene Ontology annotation, cellular component: histone deacetylase complex; chromatin. Bases 66 to 2999 code for a protein of 977 amino acids.